AUGGUACGUAUCAAAAAUCGAUGGAUUCUCUUCGAAGUAAUUUUUGAGGACAACAAAAUACCUCCACUUCCAUCAUUACUACCACGACACCAACAACACGAACAAAUAUCUAGUGGUGGUGAGGAUGGCGACGCAGCACAACCAUCAUCCUGGCGACAACACUCAUCUACAAAACAACCACAAACACAGUCAAAUACUCUCUAUAUAACCACUAAAGAGAUUCAUCACGCACUACGUGAUUCUAUCUGUCUUAAUUUCGGUGAUGUCGGGAUAGGAUGUGUGAGCAGCUCGUUGAAUGUAAAAUACUUUUCCCCAUUCACAAAUAACGGGAUCUUGCGUGUAUCACGUGAUCAUUAUCGUAUUAUCUGGGGGGCAUUAACAUUUAUCAAUGAGAUACGUGGGCGUCGUUGUUUAGUUCAUGUAUUACAUGUUGGAGGAACUAUAAAAAAAUGUCAACUGGCUUGUAUCCAACAUAAUCGUGACCAGAUUUUGAAGAGACGACAGGCGGCAGAAUCGCGCGGUGAUGGUAACUUGGAACCAUUUGAAUUGUUGCUUGAGAAAUCUCAAAAAGAAGUAAUGACUGUUACAUUGUGA
Messenger RNA from Ambispora gerdemannii, 594 nucleotides. The record is from the annotation of a GenBank genome assembly. NCBI's taxonomy places the organism in Eukaryota, Fungi, Glomeromycota, Glomeromycetes, Archaeosporales, Ambisporaceae.